Messenger RNA from Suillus fuscotomentosus, 582 nucleotides. RefSeq lists its product as uncharacterized. NCBI's taxonomy places the organism in Eukaryota, Fungi, Basidiomycota, Agaricomycetes, Boletales, Suillaceae. The transcript has 4 exons. The record is from RefSeq and is a predicted model, not a curated record. Bases 1 to 582 code for a protein of 193 amino acids.
AUGGUUCUGGGUUCUAGGUCUUCCCGGACCAUCCCAAUUUGGUUCGGUCUUCCCGAACCAUUCCAAACCCUUAUCGACUUCGACUUCGACAACGUCGGUCUCAACGUCAAAUUAUUGUCUUCGGGAUUUGCGCUUUUAGUUAAUCAGGCUACCUUCAGCCCUGUUGAAAGUCCUGACAACGAAAUUGAUGCCUCCGAUAUUAUAUUCUACAACGAUUCGGACGAUAGUGUACCACUGCCACAGGUUCCAUCCUCAACUCAACCUACUGCAAAAGACGCCUUCUCUGUGUUGCUCCAGGCUGGACACACACCAGCGCUAGUAACGGCUGGUUCACGGCAUUCCACCCACACCUCAAAGCCCUCUGCUCACAUUCGGGAUGCUGACAAUGCAUGUGCCCAGCCUUCAUCUUCAAGCACUGCGUCAAGAAAGCGUGUAUUAUCCAGUGCAACCAAUCCUCCGGCGCCCAAAAAAGCUGUCAUGCGGUUUCUGUCUCCUCUGGACUCUGAUGAAGAUCCCCAGAAGAAUCAUCCUGUGACGAGCUCAUCCCUCAACUGGACGACGAGGAUCACGACGAUGAAAUAA